Molecule: messenger RNA, 1503 nt
Organism: Odocoileus virginianus texanus
Lineage: Eukaryota; Metazoa; Chordata; Mammalia; Artiodactyla; Cervidae
Source: RefSeq, a predicted model, not a curated record
AUGCCCCAGGCCCUGUGCAUCCAGCACGUGUACGGCGCUCAGCACCCGCCCUUCGACCCCCUGGUCCACGGCACCUUGCUCAAGGCCACGCCCAAGGCGCCCACCACGCCGGUCAAGGCCAAGCGAGUCAGCACCUUCCAGGAGUUUGAGAGCAACACCAGUGACGCCUGGGACGCCGGCGAAGACGAUGACGAGCUCCUGGCCAUGGCGGCUGAGAGCCUCAACACCGCGGUCGUCAUGGAGACGGCCCACCGCGUCCUGCGCAACCACAGCCAGCGGCAGGCGUGCCCCCAGCCACCCGGGGCCCCGGAGCCCUCAGUGGAGCCCUUGGCAGAGCCCCCCGAGGCCCCCGGCGGUGACCUGCGGCUGGUGAAGUCCGGCAGUGAGAGCCACGCGGCCUGUCCUGGAGGAAGCGCCAGCGACGCCGUCCCUCUGCAGAGGUCCCAGUCUCUCCCGCACGCGGCCACGGUGGCACUGGGCGGGGCGCCCGAACCCAGUGCCCUCAGCAGCUCGGCCUUAAGUGAAAGAGAGGCCUCUCGGCUGGACAAGUUCAAGCACCUGCUUGCGGGCCCCAACACAGACCUCGAGGAGCUCAGGAAGCUAAGCUGGUCCGGGAUCCCCAAGCCCGUCCGUGCCGUCACGUGGAAGCUGCUCUCAGGUUACCUUCCUGCCAAUGUAGACCGAAGACCAGCCACUCUCCAAAGAAAGCAGAAAGAAUAUUUUGCUUUUAUUGAUCACUAUUACGAUUCCAGGAAUGAUGAGGUUCACCAGGACACCUAUAGACAGAUCCACAUAGACAUCCCUCGAAUGAAUCCCGAAGCACUGAUACUUCAGCCCAAAGUGACAGAGAUUUUUGAAAGGAUACUGUUCAUAUGGGCCAUCCGUCAUCCUGCCAGCGGAUAUGUUCAGGGGAUAAAUGACCUUGUCACUCCCUUCUUUGUAGUCUUCAUCUGCGAGUACAUAGACGACGAGGAUGCGGACUCCGCUGACAUCUCCCGGGUGCCCGAGGAUGCGCUGCGCAACGUGGAGGCCGACACGUACUGGUGCAUGAGCCGGCUGCUGGACGGCAUCCAGGACAACUAUACAUUCGCCCAACCUGGGAUUCAGAUGAAAGUGAAGAUGUUGGAAGAGCUUGUGAGCCGCAUUGACGAGCAAGUUCACCGACACCUGGAUCAGCACGAGGUGAGAUACCUGCAGUUCGCCUUCCGCUGGAUGAACAACCUGCUGAUGCGGGAGCUGCCCCUGCGCUGCGCCGUGCGCCUCUGGGACACCUACCAGUCGGAACCCGAGGGCUUCGCCAAUUUCCACCUGUACGUGUGUGCUGCUUUUCUCGUGAGAUGGAGGAAAGAAAUACUGGAAGAAAGAGAUUUUCAAGAGCUGCUGCUCUUCCUUCAGAACCUGCCCACCACCCACUGGGGUGACGAGGACGUCAGCCUGCUGCUGGCCGAGGCCUACCGCCUCAAGUUCGCCUUCGCGGACGCCCCCAAUCACUACAAGAAGUGA